Molecule: messenger RNA, 1350 nt
Organism: Westerdykella ornata
Lineage: Eukaryota; Fungi; Ascomycota; Dothideomycetes; Pleosporales; Sporormiaceae
Exons: 4
Coding region: 1-1350 (449 amino acids)
Source: RefSeq, a predicted model, not a curated record
AUGUUCGUCGAUGUAUCCGUGGACGCCAAUCCAAAGGAAUGCGACAAGACAGCAGGGACCAAGGGCAAGCGUCGAGGACCUUUUCAAAGUGCCGAGCAGAGGGAACUGACUGCCCUUACCCGCAAAAUGGGAGCCUGUAUCCGCUGCAGCAUUCACAGAAUCAGAUGCGAGCUGGAUGAGCAAAACCCAACGGGAUGCUGUAGGGCCUGUCGCCAAGCGAUUCAAGGGAGACCCCUUUGGAUCCCGUGUCUACGUUACAAGAUCACGGAUUCGGAGCUCUUGGACAACGCAGAGCGUCCUCGACCAACGUGGACCUCACGUUGGAAGAGAAUGGAAAUGAUCGACAUCACGAACUGGGCUUCCGAUGAAAUCAAGACCAUCAAAGUAACGCAAGGGGUGGGAAACACGUGGUAUGCUCUGAAAGUGCGCCAGUUUGUGCCUGUAGAAGGCGACGCCCUUGCUCGAAGAUGGGUAGCCGAUGGGCAGAAGCAAGAAUUCAUGUGUACGCCGUAUGCGGUGGCAGAUAUGAGGGAGGCUGGAAGAGUUCUGUCCGCGUUCAGUGAAAGUACACUCAAAGAUGCGCUCAAGUUCUGGCUGGCAAAUGGAGACACAUUGUUGGCGAAGACAUACCUGAUGGCAUAUCGGUAUUCUUUCACCGCAGAGAACGAGGACGACCGACUGCUGUUGAAAAGCACCAUGAGGCUUUGGGGUGCAUCACGGAUGAUGUCUCGAUCAGCAUGGAUCUGCGGUGAAGAGACCCUUGGAAUGACCACCCGCGAUUACGGACCAAACUCUCCCAGCACCAACAGGAUCCUAAUGCCUCCUGUGUUCUCCGCUCAAAUGGAGAUUAUCUUCGUUGCCAUGAUCCUCGAGCCAACCAAGAAGGAAGUGCUCUCCCGGCUCAAAGCUCUCAUACAGGACAACACCCGCAACCGCAGGUCAUGGCUGGCUAUUUACCUAUGCGUCUUCUUGCUACUGCACAGCUGUGCGCUUUUAACUGCACGAGACAAUGAGCGUGCCAGGCUUCAGGGAGUCUCUGAGCGCUUCUAUCGCCCUCGAGUUAUUGAGGAGCUUCACAAUGGAGCUAAAAUUCUGCUGGCGUACUUCCACUUCUGCAACCGGGGAAGCUACCCGCUUUAUAUGGACUGGACGUCAGAAGAUCAGAUGUUUCUGGCUGGGCUGAAGAAAGAGCAAGCAGAGUUCCUUCAGUUUACCGUUCAGGAGUACAAAAAGAAGGCUCCACAUUUCGAGAGAAUUCUCGAGAACAAUGUCUACGAAGAUCCAUACUACUUCAUUGCACAGAUGUAUGAACGCGAUUGGAAGCCCAGACACACCAAACAUACUCUGUGA